Myxozyma melibiosi is the source of this 2993-nucleotide messenger RNA. RefSeq lists its product as uncharacterized. The record is from RefSeq and is a predicted model, not a curated record. NCBI's taxonomy places the organism in Eukaryota, Fungi, Ascomycota, Lipomycetes, Lipomycetales, Lipomycetaceae. Gene Ontology annotation, biological process: small GTPase-mediated signal transduction. The transcript has 2 exons. Gene Ontology annotation, molecular function: GTPase activator activity. Bases 214 to 2859 code for a protein of 881 amino acids. Gene Ontology annotation, cellular component: division septum; plasma membrane; cytoplasm.
CCGGCUUCCUGCUCUUUUGCUCUUCCUCCGCAGACAGCGACGCUUGUUGUUUGCUAUUUCGUGUUCUGGAAGUGCUUGUUUGUGCUUGAAGUUGUUUAGAAUUGUUUCUAUCGUCUGGCUGCUCAAUUCGGUCCUUAAUUCGACCUCAGCUACGCGGGAUACCCUCAGUGAAUACGCGCCAAAUCUCACCUUCUCGUGUGCUUCUCACCCACAAUGACUAGUUCCAAUAAAACCUUUGGUGGCAGCUUCUGGACGCCGGACUACAAGACUGGCGUCAAUGCGCUCCACAACAAAAUGAUCCAGGGUUUCUACGAAAACAAUGAGAUCAGUUCUCUCCUCGCCGCCUUCAUGACAGCCGAGGAGUCCUACGGCAUCUCUCUGCAAGAAGUCGACGAGCGUGCCGCGCCCCGUGCUCAAGGCUUUGGCCGUGACGACGGCGCCAGUCUGCGUAAGGCUUACGAAGGCAUGGUCAACACGAUCUCGAGCAAAGGCCAGUCGCAUAUUCGAAUUGCUCAGGAUAUUCGGAACAUGGCACUCGAGCCGUUUGCUCGAUGGGCUGUCGACCAUGAGACCAAGGUCAAGCAGACUUAUUACCGAGAGAUGCGAGGAAUCAAGCAGGUCGAGAAUCUCAAGGCCGAUGUGAACAAAUGCGCUAGAGUGUACCGGACAAAGAACGAAGCGUUGCAGUCGUUCAAGUCUACAAACAUCGUCUCUCAGAAUCCUAUCGCGCCUUCUCCGUCGUCUUCUACCACGUCCAUCCCGAGCGUUAAGAUCGUACCUCCCAGCGACGAAAACACAAGAACUUCACUUCCUCGUCGGUCGACCGGGACGAGUUCUGUGGACGGCGACGCGGAAGACGAUGAGGCCGAGGAACAGGAACUGGAGGAGACUGUCGAGGAGGAAGUCUUUUAUGAGAUUGGCGACCGCUCGUUCAGCGCAGAGCGCAUGGCCGCAAUGCUUCAGCAGAUGCUCGACGAAAUCCCUCAGGCCGAGUUCAAGGCAAGAUUCUAUGGCCAGUACAAGAACGUCAUGUCGGGUGAUAACGUUGUGGAGUGGAUCACCGGCAGCAUGAAGGUCAAGGCCUCUACCGCCGAAGACAUUGGACAGGACCUCAUCGAUGCGGGCUUCAUGAAGCAGGUUGCUGCCAUUGGCAACACGUUCCUCAACAGCUCCAAGACCCAUUAUGCCUGGAGACCGAAAGCUUAUGAAGUGGCUGGUCGGGUGGACCCUGGGUCGCUCAACAGAACCUCUACAUUUGGAGAGUCAAUCUUGACUAAUGUCAUCAAUGCCGCUACUGGCACAACCACCCUCAGUGGCGAUCCUAUUCCAGAGAACGAAACGCCUUACGAGCGCGUUGUUCGGGAAGAGCAUCUUGCAGAUGAAAAGUACAAGGCUGCCGUCGUUCGGCUAGACAAUGGACGCUGCGAGUUGGAAGAAGGACUGCUCCGGUACUUCCAGCUGAUGGAGAGCUACGAGACUGCGCGACUGGAGCAGAUCAAGCACAUUCUCAACGUCUUUUCAAUCUCGGUCGCAAACAUCAUGCCGCAGAUGCGCAAACUGAUCGACGAGCUCUCGCUCUACCACGAGACUAUCCAGCCGGAGAAGGAUCUGCGGUACCUCAUAGAGAGCUACAAGACCGGUCUCUUUGCGCCGCAUGUGACAGUGUACGAGAACGCGUUGAUGAGCAAUGACUCUCAGCAGACUUUUGGCAUCAGGCUUGAAGAUAAAUUCAUUGACGAGAAAUCUGUGCCAAAGAUCAUCACGCGUACGCUGCAGUAUCUCGACACUGUCUACGCUAACAGUCCAUCAAACAUGGAUGUUCAAGACACUUGGCUGGUCAACGUUUCCUUGAAGGAAGUCCAUGAUCUGCGUCGACUCAUCAAUACAGGCAAGCCCCUGACUGAUGACGAGUAUCGCACAAUCUUUGAGACAUUCCCGGCCCCUGUCGUCGCUGCAGUGUUGAAGCUUUACUUUUACGAGCUGCCUAGAAGUCUUAUCGACCCGUCGCUUUACGAUGCGCUUAAGGACUACUACUCGCGCCGUACGCCGGAGGUCGAGGCUGAAGGUUCCGCCGAGCAAGUCAUCAUCGGUCCUCUCUCUACCAUCCUCGUCAAGCUUCCAGAGAGCAACGCGGUGACUCUCAAGGCCAUCACGAAGCAUCUCCAGAGACUUAUCAAGGUCACCAUGGAGCACGCUCAGGCGAACGGCAGCAACGCCGGUGAGGAGUUUGAGCUCAAGCUCGCGCACGAAAUGUCGCGGGUUCUCAUCCGGCCGCUGGUGGAUACGCCGUUGACGGUUGACGAUCGGUUUGGCUACCGUUUCUUGCUAGACCUGUUCCACCACGGCCGUCCGAUCAUGGAUAAUGCGCGCCGGGCCCGGUCGGCGGAUGUUUCGCGGAGACAGCAGGUCGAAGAACGAAAUCGUCAGAUGCUGCAGGCUCGAGGUAGAGAUUCGCCUGACGCGAAACUCGAGAACGGAAAGUCGCGCAACCGUCUCGCGUCGCCUACUCCCGGACAUAACCGUGUUCCGAGCGUGAAGCUUGUGUUGACGCCUUCUUCGAGAAAGCGUGCGUCGUCGAACGUGUCGUCGCCUAGCGCUGCGGUUGCAGCUGCUUCCGAGAGUGCGCCUGCGGAAGCCGGCGAGGCGGACGAGGCUUCGGAUACUUUGAAGGCAACGCCGGACGAUGCCGGUGUUGAGGACGAUGAAGGCGAGGAGGCAAACCACCGGGCGAGUAUCUCGUCGUCGUUCUCUCAGGGACGAAGCUUGGUGGGCGAAGAAAGUGGACUGGGUGACGUUGAGGAGGCAGCGCAUAAACUUGAAGGCGUGACGCUUGUGGAUCGGCCGAUGGACGACUUUUGAUCCAGCCUCUAUUUCUUAGUGUCGUGUCGUUUCUUUCUUACUGUCGUUGUUUUGUUUGUGCGAGCUCUGUUGUUGGCCACUUAUAAUAGCCUGUGGCAUACAAUGGAGCAGAAAAUCACGUUAGAUAUUAAUGU